GAUUCUUGUAUGAAUCAAUUUAAAAUACCUUCCAAUAAUUGGCUUAAAAACUCUUCUGUGCUGUAAACUGCCAUAAUUUUCUUCUUUUUAGAAUACAGGUGUAAAAGAAAGUAAUUUACAAAACGUACCUGUCUAUCGUCACAGCUCCCAUGAGCCACCUGAAGCUGGCCCAUCAACCACCAAUACACAAUCAUUCAGACCAUAUUAUGAACCAAGAAGUCCUUAUGUUCAACCAGUACCAAUAUUUGGCCAACCUUCCUUUUCCAAAUAUGCUCCUGACCAAGAAUUAAGACCAAAUAUAGUUUGGGCACCAAUACAAUUGCCAGUGUUUGGCCAAGAAACCAAAAAGCCUUUGAUUGACAAAGUUACGCAAACGUCACAGUCAUCAUCACUGACGGACUCAGAGAUUUUAGACCGGCCAGAAAUAAAUCAAAAUAAACGUAGCAAAUCUCAUGAGAACCUAUUUUUGAGUUUCGAGGGAGAAAAUCAAGUACAACAACAUAAUUUCAGAACUUCUACACCUAAAAAAAUAUUUUUUUACGAAGAUUUCCAACCAUCUGACGAAGACAGCAGUGGCAAACUAAUACUGCCUUUUACCCCAGAGAAAAACAAUCAAAUUUCAACUUUAACCCCUGAUGAUAAAGUUGAAACUGCUAGAAAUAAGGAACCAGGCUUAGAAGAAGAAAAAAUGCUUGAGAAUCUUGAAAGUACGGACUUACGGUUCCUUUUAAUUGCUAAACGAAGGAAGACUAUUGAUGCUGGCAUCAAUGGGUCUGCAGAAAAAAAAGUAUUUGAACUAAAGAAGCCAACACCUAGAAAGAGGGUUACAUUUAAUAUGAGCAACAUUGAGAAAGUUGAUGAUAAUCAUAUUAAUCAUACUAUUGUUUCUAAUACAAAUCUUCAACAUAAUUAUCAACCUAUAACCGCUCAUGAGAUACAGCCUGGCGAUAGACGAACAGACAGCAAUGCAUCAGUAAAAACGACAACUACUAACCAAGGUAACAACAUAAAGUUAUUAGAAAGACCUGAAAUACAGAAGAAUGUGUCUCUAUUCGCUCCUGAAAACAAGACAAAGUAUUUAACGGAUCACGUAAAAAGCGAUACUUGGUUCUUAGUCACGGAUACGGAUGUCUUACUCCUAUAUUACGAGGCUAUAGACAAAAUUGUGCUCUCUGACGCGAAAUGCAAAUUAUUAAUCCCUUACGCUGUGCGGCGGGACAUUGAGGCGCUGUGUGUCGGCGACUGUCAGGGACAACAGCGGGUUAAAAAUGCGAGACAAAUUACUAGACGACUGGCCGCGUUGCCACCACACUAUAUACUUCAACCUUGCCCCGAUGAUGAAACUACAAUGGUUACAACUGAGAGUGUAUUAAAAUGCUGCUUCCAAGCCACCACUUUCAAUCAUCAUGUCAUUCUUGUCACCAACGAUCCCUAUCUUCAAGCGAAAGCCGACUUACUAAACAUCAAAAAUAAAAAACUAAACGAUUUUAAGCACAAUUUCAAUCCAAGUUCGCCAUUCACACCAAAAAAGCUGCUAAACCCAAAUCAUGCUACAUUCAACGAAAAUAACUUAGUUAAAGAAAACAGUUUAAAUUGUGAAGUUAAAAAUGUACCUAAAGACAAUUUAACUUAUAGUUUAUUUGAUUGUGAUAGUCCAAUUAACGUGGCUAAACUUAAACCGGUUAAAAUCAAUGAAAAUAAUAAUCCAACAAUGGAAUUAAGGCAAAUAGUUCGAAAUAUUACACAGACUGAUCUUAAAUCUAAACCUAUAGUAAAUAAUACGUUUAUAUCAAAAAAUAUAACGAAAAUUCCAACGCAAAAUAAAUUUCAAGUGACGUCUGCUCUAGCCGACGUUUCGUGUCCAAAUGAAAAAAAGGAGGUUUUCAAUUUUGAAAAUCUGAAGUUGGAGGACGAUUUUGAAAGAUUCACAGUUAAAACACAAAUUAUGAAUGAAAAAUUAAGUACGAGAAUGGACGAGUGGCUUUGUACAUACACACAGAUUAUAGAAGAUGUGUUGCAUGCGUUAAUACAGAUAAGCAGUGGUUCCGUAUCAAGAACAGUGGCGCCCCUCUCUCUGCAGGAAACAUUUAAUAGUAUCAAGAUUGUUUACAUAAAUAAUAUCAAAAUCAAAAUAAUUGUGAGGAAACUGACCGAGCUUUUGGAUAAAUGCAGUACGAAGAUUGGAAAGCUAAUCCUAGCUCCCGAUGACUUCAUGACGAUUUUGGGAUAUGGAGUUUUAUUAAUUCAGGAGUUGAAGAGCAUUCAGCCUCUCUCCAAGGAGUUGAAAGACGCGGCCACAAACAUGAGCUCUCUCUUAAAUAACAUAGAGAACGAUACACUUGAGGUUGAUCUCGACUGCUACACGAAGGCGCCGGUCAGCCGCUCUGAGUAUGAUGACAGAGAAGACGUAAGGGCCAACUGUAAGUAUUCAUAAUUAACAGAUUUUAAAAACCUAGGAACCC
This is a messenger RNA of Trichoplusia ni (cabbage looper), 2462 nucleotides long. RefSeq lists its product as uncharacterized. The record is from RefSeq and is a predicted model, not a curated record. The transcript is spliced from 10 exons. Bases 689 to 2434 code for a protein of 581 amino acids. NCBI's taxonomy places the organism in Eukaryota, Metazoa, Arthropoda, Insecta, Lepidoptera, Noctuidae.